AGGGCACCCACUAAACGUCAAGCAACUUACGAGAUAAUGUGUGAACAUUUCUUGUUUUAUUUAUUUAUUAAUAUCAGUAUUGUUUAUUAACAGUUUAUUUUGUCUUACUGAAAAUAAUCUGUUUCAACAUGUAAUUGACCUUCUAUACUCUACGAUAUAAGAACACGUUUCUAACAAAAUGUCUAGCUUUAAACACUUGAAGUACUUGUGUAGACUUUGUGCGAAAAGCGAUGAGUUUUGUAAGGAUUUACUCGAGGAAAGCAACAAAAACGUUAUGAACAUGAUAAGAGAUUUUAUUCAAAUAACUAUAAGUGAAAGUGAUGAUUUACCAACCCGAAUCUGUCUUAACUGUGAAGAGAAAAUGGUAUCUUUUCAAUUGUUUGUCUUAGAAUGUUAUAAAGUCCAGGAGGAUUUUAGAAAACAAUUGGAUAAGGAGCAGUUAGACAUCUGUACUGACUUGCAAAUCAAGCUUGAAGAUACUACUUUAGACUAUGGAGCAUCUCUGAUAAAAUCUGAGGUUAAAGAUGAGUUAACUGCGGAGGAUAUAGUGUGUGCAAUCACUUCAAAUGAUGCUUCGUUGUCCGAAUUUGAAGCAGUAGAUUACAAUGAUGAUAUUGACAUAAAUGAUGAUGUUGAUGAAGAUGAUGAUGACUUGGAUGAUGUAGCAAUAGCAUCACUGAAGGAAAUAAAGCAAAAGCGGAUCAAAAAGAAAGUCAUUUCAGAAGAGGACUCUAUGAAGUUUAGUGAACUUUUAAAACAGCCAAACUUGAAAGUGAAAGAUUUUGUUCAGCUGAUAUGUCACCUGUGUGGAGCAGAGUCCAAUACAUGGAGUAACUUGCGCGUGCAUUACUUCAAUAAUCAUAGAAGCAAAGUUGUAGCAUACUGCCUAUGUGGAUAUGCAAUAAGAUCGAAAAGUGUUCUCUAUAAACAUUUUUCUCAGCAUAAGUUGGAAAGUAGAAAAAUAAGAAGUGCUGAGAAUUUGUGUGAAGAAAGACCAGAAAAAUCUCAAUAUUCAGAUCUAAAAAUUAAUAACUUUGUGAAUUUCAAUUGCAAGGCCUGUGAUAAGGUGUGCUCCAGUUGGUAUAGUCUGAAGUCACACUGUGAAAGAGCCCACAAGAUUCUUCCAGUAGUGCAUUGUGUUUGUGGCAUUGCUCUCAAGUCAAAGUCAGUGCUCUACAAACAUAUAAAUGAUCACAAAAAUCCUAAUGUAUUAUCGUGUGACAAAUGUCCACGAAUUACGAAAACCAUGGCAGCAUUAAACAAACAUAAAAUGAGACACGUCCCUAAAUCGGAACGGAAAUUCACGUGCGAAUCCUGUGAUAAAAUAUUUAAUACUAAGGACGCGUUAAAAUCUCAUGAACGAUCACACAUUCCAAUAGAAGAUAGGAAAAUUUACCACUGUGGUAUUUGUAACAUGAAGUUCACAACCCGGUCGUCAGCGGCGUCGCACAAGCGCGUGGUACACGACAAAAUCAAGAGUUAUGUGUGCGAUCUGUGCGGCUACGCGUGCGGCACCAACGGCGAGCUGCGGCAGCAUCGCGCCAUACACUCCGACGACAAGCCCUUCGUGUGCAGGAAGUGCUCCAAGCCUUUCAAAACUUACUCGAAUCUCAAAACUCACAUGGACAUCCACGAAGAGACUUCGUACCCGUGCUACGUGUGCAGCCGCGUGCUGAACAGCCGCCGGACGCUGAGGAAGCAUCUGCUCGUACACGAAGACAAGUGCCGGCACGUCUGCUCGUACUGCAAUAAGGCCUUCAAGAGGAGGCAGACGUUGAAGGUCCACAUGUAUACUCACACGGGCGACAAGCCGCUGACGUGCAAAUGGUGUGACGAGCGGUUCGCGUACGCGUCCACUUUACGAUCGCACCGCCUGCGAUGCCACCCCGACAAGAUGGCCGCGCAGAUGAACGAGCAGUACGUCUACCGGCACGUCAACAUCCUGCAGCAGAUGAACGAGCAGUACGUCUACCGGCACGUCAACAUCCUGCAGCAGGUACGUCACUUGUGUGUAGUGUGCUGUUGGCCGAGGCGGUCGUACGCGUCCACCUUAGGAUCGCACCGCCUGCGAUGCCACCCCGACAAGAUGGCGGCGCAGAUGAACGAGCAGUACGUCUACCGGCACGUCAACAUCCUGCAGCAGAUGAACGAGCAGUACGUCUACCGGCACGUCAACAUCCUGCAGCAGGUACGUCACGUGCGGUCGUACGCGUCCACCUUACGAUCGCACCGCCUGCGAUGCCACCCCGACAAGAUGGCGGCGCAGAUGAACGAGCAGUACGUCUACCGGCACGUCAACAUCCUGCAGCAGGAUUACAUCAAAGCUGACAUCGCCGCUAUUAACGCGAAAAAUGAAGUAGAGGCUAUUUAAAGAAUAAGUUUAGUAUUCCGCCAGCUGAUUCUAUGUAAGGUAUUAAUAAUUUUUACAUGUUAAUAUUAUAACCAUUUUGGUUUCACUGAUAAUAAAUAAUUUAUCUCAAUU
This is a messenger RNA of Cydia fagiglandana, 2482 nucleotides long. Its product is annotated as zinc finger protein 718-like. Gene Ontology annotation, molecular function: zinc ion binding; DNA-binding transcription factor activity; RNA polymerase II cis-regulatory region sequence-specific DNA binding. NCBI's taxonomy places the organism in Eukaryota, Metazoa, Arthropoda, Insecta, Lepidoptera, Tortricidae. Bases 179 to 2371 code for a protein of 730 amino acids. The record is from RefSeq and is a predicted model, not a curated record. Gene Ontology annotation, cellular component: nucleus. The transcript has 14 exons. Gene Ontology annotation, biological process: regulation of transcription by RNA polymerase II.